ACUACUAUAUCAGCCGACCACGCAGUAAGAAAUAGAGAAGAAAUAAUAUAUAUUAAAGUAGCCUUACUUCCUUAUCCACAGUCAUUAUAAUAUCUAUCUAUACACUACAAGGAUUCAUUUGUAAAUUAUAUUAGCAUAAAAACUUUUUAUUUAUUAUCAUUUCAUCAUAGAUUUGUAUGUAGGUACAUGACAUUUUUCAUACUUUAUCAGCUGAAUAAAUGACAUAUUUUUAUCUGAAAUAAAAUCCAAGUUUUUUAAUUGGUAUUUAGUUAUUUCACCAAAUAAUAAAACAAUACCUACCUAAAGCAUGCAGCUUUUGAAGGUGAAGUCGAUUUUGAACCUAUUACGAAGUUAUAGAAUAUACACACCUCUGUGUGCACGUAGAUGGUACCCAGAUGCUGAGUUCAUGAAGAAGUUUGAUGGUGUAGCGAUCUAUUCAACCCCCGAGAUGGAAAAAUAUUGCAAGGUAUACUAUCAGGGCCAGGUUAGGCCGAUUGAGAGAAAACUGAAGAAUAUGGUGAUCAAUUUUGGUCCACAGCAUCCUGCAGCUCACGGAGUUCUUCGACUUAUUUUAGAGCUCGAAACGGAAUAUGUGCGCAGAGCUGAUCCUCAUAUUGGAUUUUUACACAGAGCUACAGAAAAACUUAUGGAAAAUAAACACUACAACCAAAGUUUACCAUUUAUGGAUCGUCUUGACUAUGUUUCUACAAUGGCAAAUGAAGUAGCAUUUUCACUGGCUGUUGAAAAACUGCUGAAUAUUGAAGUCCCCCCAAGAGCUCAAGCGAUUCGUGUUCUUGUAAGUGAAUUGUCCAGGAUCGCUAAUCAUCUCUUAAAUAUUUCUGGAACGAUACUUGAUGCGGGUGGUAUCACACCCUUUUUCUGGAUGUGUGAAGAGCGCGAGAAAAUUUAUGAACUCUUUGAAAGGGUGUGUGGAGCUCGUGUACAUAAUGCUUACGUUAGACCUGGAGGAGUCAGUCAAGAUAUUCCAAUCGGCUAUCUGGACGAUGUUUAUGAAUUUUGCAGUAAAUUGGCAGAACGCUGUGAUGAAACUGAGGACAUCGCGACAGAAAAUAGAUUAUAUUUCGAGAGAACUUCAGGAAUUGGUGCCUUAAGUGCUGAAGAUGCUAUUUCACUAGGAUGUUCAGGGCCCAUGUUGAGAUGUACUGGUGUCAAGUGGGAUAUACGGAUAGCGCAUCCGUACUGCAAUUAUGAUUUGUAUGACUUCGAUGUUCCCGUAGGAACUUUUGGAGAUAGCUAUGACCGCCAUCUCUUGCGGCUGGCGGAGUUACGACAGUCUAUUCGGAUAUGUAACCAAGUUUUGGAUUCAAUGCCAGAGGGCGAGAUAAAAACGGAUGACUCAAAGGUUUCAAUGCCUUCGAGAGCUGAAAUGAAAACAUCCAUGGAGGCGCUAAUUCAUCAUUUUAAAUUAUGCAGUGAAGGUUAUGCAGUUCCUCCUGGGUCUACAUAUGUAGGAAUAGAAUGCCCUAAAGGCGAGUUAGGUGUUUACAUGGUAGCUGACGGCACUUCAAAACCGUACCGUGUAUUUUUAAGACCUUGUUCUUACCUUCAUUUGGCGGCCCUUGGCGUAAUGGGAGAACGCAUGAUGUUAGCUGAUAUUUCUAUUCUUAUUGCAACUAUUGAUAUAGUGUUUGGAGACAUUGAUCGCUAAAUAAUUAAUUAUAAUUUAGUAGAUUUUUUUAAAUUAUAGUGUAAUAUAGAAUGUCUUAAGUCAUAAAA
Molecule: messenger RNA, 1737 nt
Organism: Leptidea sinapis
Lineage: Eukaryota; Metazoa; Arthropoda; Insecta; Lepidoptera; Pieridae
Product: NADH-quinone oxidoreductase subunit D-like
Exons: 1
Coding region: 308-1669 (453 amino acids)
Biological process (GO): mitochondrial electron transport, NADH to ubiquinone
Molecular function (GO): NADH dehydrogenase (ubiquinone) activity; quinone binding; NAD binding
Source: RefSeq, a predicted model, not a curated record